UUCUUUAUUAUAUUGAUUUAUAGAAUCUUGUAUUUUUGAUUUUAAAAUAACAAAAGAAAAACUUCAUCGGAAGUAUAUGUACGUAUCGAGUUAUAAACAUUACGGACAAACUUGGAAAAAAACAAUUGUGUUUUGAGUUUCAUGGCUUCUUCCUUUCUCGCUGCCAUCGACAAUAGUAAACCCCCUGUUACACACUCUCAACGUGCCAGAGGAGGGGGAGGGGAGCUUUUCUCAAUCAAUUCUUCCAGUAAUCCUGAUGUUGAUUAUCAUGGUGAAAGCAUGGAAGGGAACUUAAAUCUCAACAAGGGAAUCAAUGAACAGUCACCAUUACAUGGUCCCAUUGAGGAAAUUGCUAGGAUUGAAACUAAGAAGGCCGAGGACUUGCUCCGGAACUUUGGAAUUCCGGAUAUAUUGUCCAAAACAUAUUCUUCACGCAGCAUAUAUUGUAGCCAUCCAUUGAACUUGCAGUCAAUUACUUGCAUUGGAUAUGACAUGGAUUCUACAUUAAUCCAUUACAAUGUGAUGGCCUGGGGAAGAUGCUGUUAUUAUUAUUGUAUGGAAAAUCUUAAAGACAUGGGAUAUCCUGUUGAUGGACUUGCUUUUGAUCCAGACUUGGUUAUUAGAGGUCUUGCCAUUGACAAAGAGCGAGGGAACUUAGUAAAAGCAGACCAAUUUGGAUGUGUGAAUAGAGCUAUGCAUGGCACACAUAUGCUCCCAACUCAAGCUGUGAGUAUGAUGUAUGGAAAGGAGAUAGUCGAGUUGCGUAAGGAGAGUCAAUGGAAAUUUCUUAAUACUCUAUUCUCCAUUCCAGAGGCAGUGGCUUAUAUGCAGAUGGUGGACAGAUUGGAUGAAGGAGUUAUGUCACCAGAUCUCGGACCACUUAAUUAUAAAUCACUUUACAAGGCUGUUGGUAAGGCUAUUCUCAAGGUCCAUGGGGAUGGACGACUUAAGAGUGAGAUAAUGUCGAAGCCUGAACUUUUUGUUGAGCCUGAUCCAGAGCUGCCUCUAGCACUUUUAGAUCAGAAGGAGGCUGGGAAGACGCUCCUGCUUAUCACCAACUCGGAUUAUCUUUACACAGACGAGAUGAUGCAGCACGCAUUUGAUAGAUUUCUUCCUACUGAUAUGGAAUGGCGAGAUCUGUUUGACAUGGUAAUAGUAUCAGCAAGAAAGCCAGAGUUCUUCCAAAUAUCACACCCUAUGUAUGAAGUGAUGACAGAAGAGGGUCUAAUGAGACAGUGGCGUAAGCUUUGGCGAGGGGGAUUGUACUCAGGGGGAAGUGCUCAAUUAAUUGAAAAAGAAUUUAAUAUUCGCGGGGACAAAAUAUUGUAUGUCGGUGACCAUAUGUAUAAAGAUGUAUGCCCAUCCAAAGUUCACUCGCGCUGGCGAACAGCACUGAUAUGCCGAGAAUUCGAAGAAGAGUACAACUCUUUAAUUCAUGGUCGAGAACAGCGGACUAUGCUGAGAGGGCUUAUAAAUCAGAAGGAGGUUGUAGAGGAACUAUUUAAUCAGGUUCGCCUAGCUCUUCAACGGAGAAGCACAGGAUGUCCUGCCCAGAGCCCUGCUGCCGCUCAUAUGGAGGACCACAAACUCAACGAAAGCAUACAGAGGCUACUAGUGGUGAUGCAGAGACUGGAUGCAAAAAUUGCUCCACUGCUGGAAAGAGAUGGAGAGCACUUUAACAGAAGGUGGGGUUAUCUCUUGCGCGCUAGACUAUAUGACAAAAGCCUUCUGGCGCGACAGAUAGAAAAGUAUGCCGACUUAUAUACAUCAAGGGUUUCAAAUUUCCUCCAUUAUACACCUUAUAUGAAUUUCCUUCUGCAGGAGAAGUCACUUGCUCAUGAUUCCUACUCAUUUUACCACCCUGUGCCAGAGAACAACCAAUCACAGCUUCGUUACUCUAAUUAUCGGCAAGGAUAACAAGAGCCAUUGUGCAUGUCGAGAUUGUUGAGAAAAGACUCUGCAGUCCACAGUCUCUGCAUAAUCUAUGAACAUGUAUCGUAUCUUUUAUUAGACAUUGGUUUCGUUUAUACAUGUUACCGGACCAGAAUGAGAUAGGUGCAUGAGACAUUGGUUUCGCUUU
Messenger RNA from Daucus carota subsp. sativus, 2080 nucleotides. RefSeq lists its product as uncharacterized. Lineage: Eukaryota; Viridiplantae; Streptophyta; Magnoliopsida; Apiales; Apiaceae. Gene Ontology annotation, molecular function: 5'-nucleotidase activity. The record is from RefSeq and is a predicted model, not a curated record. The transcript has 17 exons. The coding region runs from base 142 to 1917 and encodes 591 amino acids.